CAUUAAAGUUGAUAACUUUUCUAAAGUUUGCCACUUACAGCAUUAAAGAAUCCAAGUGAUUAACAGUACUUGAAUUCAUUUCCAUUGAUUCCUUUGAAACUAUGGAAUGUAACUGGAAGAUGAAGAAUAGUAUGAUUGAUGUGACACCAUUCUUGUUGUUUGAGUCAUCUGCUGAUUCUGAGGAUGCCAUCGCAGAUGAUGUUCUUCGGCAUCAUCAUUACCAUAAUCAUCAUCAAGAAAAACAUGGAGAAAAAGAAAAAGAAUCCAUGGAUGAUGACGUUGAAUCCUGCAGUUAUGAUCACUCAUUCCAUGUUAAUGUCAAAACCAUCCAUGAUAACCAUCAUCAAGUUCAUGCGUAUGGUGUUGGUCAUGGUCAAUAUGAUCAUGAUCAUCGCCAUGUUUAUGAUGGUAAUAGAGAAGAGAUUGAUGAUGAUGUUGAUGAUGACGACGACGACGACGACGAUAAUUGGGGUGAGAGCAAGAUGAUAGGCCAAGAAAAGAGAUGUCAUGAGUUGUGUGUUGAUUCUUCAAGUCUGGAUGACAGACAAUUCUGGGAAACUUGUUUGGAUUCGUGAUUUUGCUAUUAAAAAAAAGGAAAUAACGAAUUCACACAGAUGGUUCUGUUCUAACUCAAACUUUGGUGUUUGAGCAGAUUGAGCUUAUAUUUUCUUUCCUUUAGUCUUUUUUAACUCUAUCUAUGUGUUAUAUAUGAAAUAUGAUCUACAAAUAGUAUUUGACUGGUAGGAAUGAAUCUGUGUUUGAUUUAUAAAUCUUGGAAACGGUUUAAAGCUUUAAAUAUAAA
Lactuca sativa (garden lettuce) is the source of this 802-nucleotide messenger RNA. NCBI's taxonomy places the organism in Eukaryota, Viridiplantae, Streptophyta, Magnoliopsida, Asterales, Asteraceae. The record is from RefSeq and is a predicted model, not a curated record.